AGCGUUAGCAUAAUGACGUUCAUACAGACCAGCGAAGGCCGUUGCUCAUGAUCUAGUGUAGACGCAAUUCUGGACGACUAGUAGAAUCGGCAACUUAUUAUGUUCGUGGCUGGACAUGCAGGAUUGCUCGUCUGUGUCGUUGGAGCGUUAGCGACCGCACGAGAUGUCAAAGUCUGUACAUGGCUGGACAGGGGACUCUCGCUUCAAGACUUGGCUGACUUUGUCAACGAGAAUCAAUGCAAUGUUAUCCAAGGUUCAUUAAUUUUGCAGGGAGCAUUUAGUGAAACCUUGUUCACACCUCUUAGCAGCAUUGUGGAAAUCACAGGAAAUCUCUUUGUGAGGAAUUUGGACGAGAGAAUAGACAAUUUGGGACAAAUUUUACCAAAUCUAGCUGUAAUCAGAGCAAACCCAUAUUAUCGACACUUGAAAGUAAAUUCUGGCCUUUCAAUCACAAACAAUUCAUUUUUAAAUAGUAUCAGUCUCACGAAUUUGACUCAUAUUCUGGGAAACAACAUUCACUCAUACUUUUGUGAGAACAGACAACUGCAAUAUAUCUAUACUGUAGACUGGAAAGCUAUUUCUAAUGGGAGCGAGAAUGUACAACCAUACUGUUACAAUAGUAACUGCGAGAAAGGAGAUUGUUCUAGAGAAUGUGAGGGUCAUUGUUGGAACCAUAAAACAUGCCAAAACCGUGUGCUGCAAGACUGCUGGGCAGUGGAUAAAGAGGGAAACUGUACAUGCCAUGAAGAGUGCUUGUCGUCAUGCAGUGGCACAACUGAUCAAGACUGUUUAUCAUGCAGGCAUUAUUACUACAAAGGACGAUGCAUUUCAAUGUGUCCUAAUGGGACGACUACUCUUGCUGGGUGGAGGUGUGUAGAUGUUUGUCAUAACAAUAAGACCGAUUUUCAUCAGAGCAGCAAGAAAUCUCACCAACUUUACAAAUUUAAGGAUGAAUGUGUGUUUGAUUGUCCUGACAGCUACAAAGGCGGUAGCGGCAAAAGUGCUGGGACAUGUGUUCAUUGUAAAUACAGUAAGAGUUGUGACAAACCAAGUAAAUGCAGUUGUAACAGAUACUGUGAAGGUGGCAAAAUACAAUUAAUAGCAGAUGCUGAAGUGUUUGAAUGCUGUACUCAUGUUAUUGGCAACUUGUUGAUCGAUAUUUCUACUGAAGAGAUUGGUAAAGAAGAGAAGAGCCUGAUGAAAUAUCUUGGCUGUAUUAAACAUGUAUCUGGUUAUGUCGCCAUUCUCAAUUGUCUGCGUUUGCGCGAAUUACACUUUCUUGCUCAUUUGAAUUCGAUUCGUGGGGAUUCAUUAUUGCAAUUAGGAGAGACUUAUUAUGGACUUGCCAUAGUUGGAAACCAGAACCUUCGUAGUAUACCGUGGCAGAAGAUGGACGAUCUAUUUCUUUAUGGACGGAUAGAUGUGCGCAUAGCUGUUUAUAAUAACUCCUUGCUUCCUCAGGAUAGCAUUGCUAAGCUGGAAAAGCUAUUUCCAUACUCUGUUGAUCAAUGGGACAAUACAAACUGCAAGGUGUACCAACUCAAUCGUACCUUUACUGAGAUUGUCGACAACCCAACUGAUCAGGUCGUAUUUGCCAAUGAUACAGUUUCAGGCAAUGUGAGUCUACUCAAUGAUACCUUUACUGACAAUGUUAACGACACAACUGACGACAUCUCAUAUGACAACAAGACAGGCAAUGUGAGUCAACUCAAUAUCACCAAUACUGUGAACGUUGAUAACACAACUAAUCCUAUCUCAAAUGACAGUAAGGAAGGUAAGAGUUUAUAUGAUACGACAUAA
Messenger RNA from Corticium candelabrum, 1800 nucleotides. Its product is annotated as insulin-like growth factor 1 receptor. The record is from RefSeq and is a predicted model, not a curated record. Bases 100 to 1800 code for a protein of 566 amino acids. The transcript is spliced from 10 exons. Lineage: Eukaryota; Metazoa; Porifera; Homoscleromorpha; Homosclerophorida; Plakinidae.